GACUUGACGGAAAUCCAACAUUUGAUGGGUAAAUGUAUGUAUUUUGUAUAUUUAAACAAAGUACAUCCAUCCACAUGUGUUCGUGAAUGCAGCUCCUCGCCUCUAUUCCGGAACGAAAGUAUCUGAGGGUGGCAGUCAGCGGGGAACGAAAACAAAGUUGGACCACUUGCCCUGUCGACGAUCUGAGGGCACGUGUGCGUUCACUGCAUAAAUUAACUGCAAAAAUGCCGAAGGCGGCAAAGGGAAAGGGGCCUUUGGAGAAGAAAGUUGUUCAUCCGUAUAGUCGGAAAGCUGCGUACAUGGCCAGAGCGGUCAUAAAACAGGAUAAGAAGGAAAGACAGAAGAGCGAAAAAGCGCAAAGACUUAACCUAAUUCGAGAAAAGCUCUUGUUCUUUCAGAAUCAACUGGACUCCGAGAAGAAAGAAUAUUCCAAACAAGACACCUGCAACAUAAUUGAAAGAUAUCUUCACCGGUUUGAUGCGGAGCUGGAGCAGAUUGAAUUGGCGAACAGUAUUAAGGGUCGCCAGGGACGACUGCAUGGGGCUAGAGAGGCUGUCAUCAAACAGACGAUGGAGCGCGAGCGAGCACAGUAUGAGGGUAAUGGUUUUGAAAUUCCAGAUGUCAUGAACUCCAAGCACCUUAAAGUUUUCAGAGAGUGGGAUGGAGACCUGAAGAAGCUGCCUAAUAUUAAGAUGAGGAAGCUCUCUGCUCGAGGACUGAGUCAGGAGAAUCAGCAGCACAAACUCACAGAGGAAGAAGAGAAUAUUGGGGAACAUGAUGAUCAGCCUGCAUCUGAUGUUGACUUUGAAGAUGAAGAUUUAUGAUUCUGUGUAUGCUUACAUGGACAGAAAAUGAAAAAAGGAGAUGUGUGUGUGUGUGUGUGUGUGUGUGUGUGUGUGUGUGUGUGUGUGUAAAAAGCCAUGCUAUUCUCUGUGGUGCACAGAGUUUUCUUUGUGGAUCUGUCUCCUGGUUGGAGACUUGGGCCAUGUUUGAAAUGGUGCCAACCAUGAAUAACUGAACCCGUACCAUCUCAUCAUCAACUGAAUACAUACCAUCUCUCUCCAGUUACUCUCAAAAAACACAGGCACAACCGUUUCUGUACUCUGACCAUUUUAUUUCACCAAUGUUGCAUGUUUUACUUGAACCCCUCAUUUGGGUGGACUGGGCAGUACACAAUUUACUGCCAAACAUGAUCUAAUUUGUCUCGUUUCUCGGCCCCAAUUCAUGUUUGUUGCAGCAUUGUAGUUGAUACAUUGAAAAACUAUGAUUGCUUUGAUUCUUUUUGUCUUGUUUUGCAGGUGACAAUUAAACAGUGACAAUUAAAAAUGUAAAGUAAAA
Molecule: messenger RNA, 1338 nt
Organism: Alosa alosa (allis shad)
Lineage: Eukaryota; Metazoa; Chordata; Actinopteri; Clupeiformes; Clupeidae
Gene: tma16
Product: translation machinery associated 16 homolog
Exons: 7
Coding region: 87-824 (245 amino acids)
Cellular component (GO): nucleus
Source: RefSeq, a predicted model, not a curated record